Macrobrachium nipponense is the source of this 1224-nucleotide messenger RNA. RefSeq names its product calphotin-like. The transcript is spliced from 2 exons. NCBI's taxonomy places the organism in Eukaryota, Metazoa, Arthropoda, Malacostraca, Decapoda, Palaemonidae. The coding region runs from base 129 to 1085 and encodes 318 amino acids. The record is from RefSeq and is a predicted model, not a curated record.
AGUUAGGGCGUGGCUACGCUGGGAAGAUCCCUUUCGCAAGGACAAGGGCGUCUUCCACCGUCUUCCUAUAUAAGCCCCGGCAGGACCUUCCAAAGGCAGACCAGAGCGAACGGCUUCAACUUGACGACAUGAAUCCCCUGAUGCUUUUGCCUUUGUUGGCUGGUGCCUGCAUAGCGGCACCUUCUGUGGCAAUCCACGCAGCAGGUUUACCUGUGGCAGCUGCUGUGCCCUAUGCCGUGCAACACGAGGUCACUGCCCACGUCCCAUCGGGCGUGGAACUGAAGCAAGUAGGUGACGUUCUCCCUGUGGCUCACCCAGUGGCCCCGGUUGCUGUUCCAGGAUACGCCGUCCAAGGAGAACUCCGUCAGGUGACCCAAGAAUUCGCCGAACCUCCAGCGGUCGCCGUCGACGUCAAUGCUCUCCCGGUCCUCGGAGCUGCCGCCGCUCCAGUAGCCUACGCAGCUGCACCGGCAGUCGCAGUUGGCGCCGUAGCCCCAGCUGUUGUCGCCCCAGCUGCCCCAGCUCUCGCUUACUCCAACGUCAACCUCAACAUCCCCGCCCCCGUGCCCGCCGGCGAAGCCCCAGCCCCUGAGGAACUGGUGCAGCGCAUCCCCGUCCAAGGUCUUGGUCGCCCCGUCGUCUCUUACACCCCCCAGAUCACCGAAGUGCGACCCGAACUCAGAGUCUACGAAAGGACCUACGACGUCGCUGUCCCCAAACCCGUCUACGAGACCAAGCAGGUGACCCCAGUCCACCACCAGUACGUUCCCGAGCCCUACGCUGUGCCCCAUCCAGUGGCCGUGCCCCAGCCAGUUGCCGUCCCUACCCCAGUUAACGUGCCCUACGCAGUGCCUCAGCCAGUCCACGUUCAACACAACGUCAUCGCUCCCCCAGCCGUUGCCGCCGUUGGAUACCACGCUGCUGCUGUUGCACCAGCUGCUGCCGUUGUGCAUGCUGCUGCACCAGCCGCUGCUGUUGGAUACCACGCUGGUGCCAUUGGAUACCACGCUGGUGCCGUUGGAUUCCACGCUGGUGCCGUUGGAUAUCACGCUGCUGCUCCAGUUGCCACCGUCGUCAAAGCCUGAGUCUCCAUCGGGAGGCGCCCUUGGUUAGCUCCCUCGGAGAAUGACCUCGUUGCAGUCCCGUUGUAAAUAUGCCUCCUCGUGACCUUUGUGUGUUGUUAGUUCCUGUUCAUCCAGUGAAGAAUAAAGUCCAGUCAUUCAU